Molecule: messenger RNA, 4362 nt
Organism: Drosophila busckii
Lineage: Eukaryota; Metazoa; Arthropoda; Insecta; Diptera; Drosophilidae
Gene: ksr
Product: kinase suppressor of Ras 1
Exons: 1
Coding region: 249-3410 (1053 amino acids)
Biological process (GO): protein phosphorylation
Molecular function (GO): protein kinase activity; ATP binding
Source: RefSeq, a predicted model, not a curated record
CCGCAGCCGUCUGUCUGUCUGUCUUGCUAAAAAACUAUAAAAUUCAACGCGUUUAGUGCUUAACGGUAGUUGCCCGGUGGCCAGGAUUAAAAAUAAGUACGUGUGUAUGCUGCAACUUCGAUUGCAGGUGGGUGAAAACAGAAUGCUCACCCAAGCUGUUGGACAACAAAUGCUUUGUAAGUGGUGCGUCUGAAAAAAUCAAUCAGUUCUGUGCUGUUCGAAGAGAGGGCGGGGGGGCAACACACAAUAUGAGCAGCAGCGCCGCCGCCCAGCUGACUGCGCCGCCAGUCAGCAAAAACAAUAGCGCAAACAGCAGCAACAAUAAUACGGCGGCCACUGCUAGCGAAAGCAAUCUAAUCAUCAUACAGGAUAUGAUUGAUCUCUCAGCCAACCACCUGGAGGGCCUGCGCACACAGUGCGCGACAAGCGCAACACUAACACAACAGGAGAUACGCUGCCUGGAGUCCAAGCUAGUGAGAUACUUCUCCGAGCUGCUGUUGACUAAGGCGCGUCUAAACGAACGUAUACCCGCCAAUGGACUGCUGCCACAUCAGCAGGCCACUGGGAAUGAACUGCGUCAAUGGCUGCGCGUUGUGGGCCUUAGCCCAGAGUCUUUGAACGUGUGCUUGGCGAGCCUAACGACACUGGAGCAAUCUCUGCAGUUAAGCGAUGAGGAUUUAAAACAAUUGCUGACACAAAACCAGCCAAGUAACCAGCAUGGCGAAGAACUGCGCCGCCUGACCAAAGCCAUGCAUAAUUUGCGCAAAUGCAUGGAAACUCUGGAAAGCAACGGCGCCAUUGCGCCCAGUUCCGAUCCAGAGCAAUGGCACUGGGACUCCUGGGAUCGUCCCCAUGCGCACCACAUGCAUCGCGGCAGCAUUGGCAACAUUGGCGCCAAUCUGAACACUGCUUCCCCACGUGCCCACCAUCGACAACAUCAGCAUGCUCACACCAACAGCAAGUCGAAAGGCAGCAAUAACUCGACCUCCAGCUCACGCAGUGAACCUCAGAAUCAGCAGCAGCAGCAGCAACAUCAGCAUCAUAAUUAUCAGCAGCAGCCGCUGACAGGGUCACAGAUGACUCUAACGCUGACACCUUCGCCACCCAACUCGCCCUUUACGCCCGCUUCAACUGCAUCCAACAGCGGCACACCGCAGCGCAGUCGCAGCACUACAACUGCAGCCGGCGGCACACCGCCACCCGCCAAGAAGCAUCAAACGCUCUUCAUGCACAACAACACGUCCGCUGGGGCUGCCGACGCAGCUGGCUCGGAGCAGCCACCGCGGCCGCCGCGCAGUCGUUUGCCCACAGAUCCCAGCCCGGAUAGCCACAGCUCAGCCAGCAGUUCGGACAACUUUGUGGAUUGUAGCAGCAACAGUAGCAGCUCCAAUAUACUGUUAGUACCGCCCUCCCCAGGCGUAGCCCAAGUUGGCAUGGGCCAUGCCAUCAAGCAUCGCUUUAGCAAAUGGUACGGCUUCAUGGCCACCUGCAAGCUGUGCCAAAAGCAAAUGCUCAGUCAUGGGCUCAAGUGCAUAGACUGCAAGUACAUUUGUCACAAGUCCUGCGCACAGCAUGUGCCGCUGUCCUGCGGUCUGCCGCCCGAGUAUAUACACGAGUUUCGCCAGCAGACACAGGGCUGGGAGCAUGUGGGCAGCAACAGCAGCAGCAAGGCCUCACCAGUGCCUAAGAAGAGCACGUUGGGCAAGCCACAGCUGCAGCAACAGCAACUGCAUCAUGGCGACAGUAGCUCGCCCAGCUCCAGCUGCAAUAGCUCAACGCCUAGCAGCCCAGCGCUGUUUCAGCAACAGCAACUGCAGCAGCAGCAGCAACAUCACCAACAGUUGCAAAUUGCUACGCCCAAUGCCCUGCAAUUGAAGCCCAAUCCAAGCCUAGCACACGCUCAACACCAGCAGCAGAGUCAAUUCAACUUUCCCAAUGUGACCAUCACCAGCAUAAGCACCAGCAAUAGCAACACUAGUGCUGCCCAGACGCUCAUCUCCAAUGAGUCGAGCGCUGCAGCGAAUGAAACACUGGCCAAUGGCAAUAACAAUUGCAACAACGGUGGUGGCGGCAGCGGCAGCACCAGCAGCCACAGCAGCAGCAAUAACGUGUGCAACAAUAGCAGCAGCAACUCGAACAGCAACAACAACAGCAGCAGCAAUAGCCACAGCAACAUGAACUGCAUUAACGGGCAUUUGAGCUCGCUCAUAAGCAGCCAGGCCUCAACGCAUUCAGCCGCCUCGCAGGCCUCGCAUGUCAGCAGCAGCAGCACUGCUACUUAUACAUCCAGCCUGGUCAACAGCGGCAGCUUUUUUCCGCGCAAGCUGAGCAAUGCGGGCGUGGAUAAGCGCACGCCCUUUACCAGCGAAUUCACGGACACACACAAGUCGAACGAUAGCGACAAGACGGUCUCGUUGUCGGGCAGCGCCAGCACGGACUCGGAUCGCACGCCAGUGCGCCUUGAUUCCACAGAGGAUGGCGACUCGGGUCAGUGGCGUCAAAACUCCAUAUCGCUUAAGGAGUGGGAUAUACCAUAUGGCGAUCUCCAUUUGCUCGAACGCAUUGGCCAGGGACGCUUUGGCACUGUGCAUCGUGCGCUCUGGCAUGGCGAUGUGGCCGUCAAGCUGCUCAACGAGGAUUAUCUGCAGGAUGAGCAUAUGCUGGAAACAUUUCGCAGCGAAGUGGCCAAUUUCAAAAAGACACGUCACGAGAAUCUUGUGCUGUUCAUGGGCGCCUGCAUGAAUCCGCCGUAUCUGGCCAUUGUCACAUCGCUGUGCAAGGGCAACACCCUCUAUACGUAUAUACAUCAGCGACGUGAGAAGUUCGCCAUGAAUCGCACGCUGCUGAUUGCUCAGCAGAUAGCGCAGGGCAUGGGUUAUCUGCAUGCGCGGGACAUAAUACACAAGGAUCUGCGCACCAAGAACAUAUUCAUUGAGAACGGCAAAGUGAUCAUCACGGACUUUGGACUCUUUAGCUCCACAAAGCUGCUGUACUGUGAUAUGGGCCUGGGCAUACCGCACAAUUGGCUCUGCUAUCUGGCGCCGGAGCUAAUACGCGCCCUCAAGCCGUAUAAGCCAGCGGGCGAGUGUCUGGAGUUCAGCGCGCCAUCGGAUGUCUACUCGUUUGGCACUGUUUGGUAUGAGCUCAUAUGCGGUGAGUUUACGUUUAAGGAUCAGCCGGCAGAGUCGAUCAUUUGGCAGGUGGGUCGUGGCAUGAAACAAUCGCUGGCCAACCUGCAGUCUGGACGAGAUGUCAAAGAUCUGCUAAUGCACUGUUGGGCAUAUGAAAAGGGGAACCGUCCGGACUUUGCCAUCUUGCUACAACUGCUCGAGAAUCUGCCAAAGAAACGCUUGGCGCGCAGUCCCUCACAUCCUGUUAAUCUGUCGCGUUCCGCUGAGUCUGUGUUCUAGGCGUACGCAUACAAGCACACACACACACAUACAUACACACAUACAUGCAUGUAUGUAUACACUAUGCGUUACUUAUACGUAUGUAUGUAAGCAGGCACAGUUUCUAAUUAGUACAAUUCCACGUUUUAAAUUUAAGCAACCAUACGUACAUACACAUACAUAUAAAUAUGUUAAACUCUAACUGUAAUUAAUUAUUGUGCGUUUUAAAAUGUCAAAUGUGAAAGUCGCUCGCAAAAGCAAUUGAGCGGGGCGGGAAGGGCGCGAGACAGGAAGAGAGCGAGAGAGAGCAAAGCUCAUUUCCUCAGCCUUUUAUGUUUUUAGUAUGUACGCAACUCAACGACUCUCAACAGCAAAGUUCAAAUAAGCAUGUGUUACAACAACAAACAAAUAAACAAAUAUUGUACAUAAUUAUUAGAAAACAGGCAAACAAAUAACGAUUAAACUAAUUACACACAUACUAGUAUGAUGCGUAUUGAAUAUCCAGGUUAUAGCAAUUUACAUAAAAAAUUACAAAUUGUACAGGAUUGUUAAUGUUUAAUUUACAAAAACGAAAAGACAAAAUGUUUAAAUGUUCAUGAGCAAGAGCGUGCAAAAACUGAAUUCUGAAUAUACUAAUAGGGAUAACACACAUGCAUAUAUUUACAUGUAUCAAAUUGUAUGUGAAUGAGAAACAAACACUGUGGCAAAUCUAUAUGUAAACGUAAAUCAGGUGAGCAAUUUUAAAAUUGUUAAUUAUGUGUAAGGUGCAACAAACAAAAAAUAUUGAGACGUAUAUAUAAAUAUACAAACUAUAUGUGAACAAAUAAUUAUAAUAGACAUGCAAGCAUUAUGUAUUGUUCAAAUACAUAUACAUAUUUAGAUAAAGAGUUGAAUGCUAAUUAUAUAUACAUACACGAGAAAUGUCAAAAUAAAAGCUAUCACUUCAACCAAAUCAAUUAUACAGAAUUCAUUU